Molecule: messenger RNA, 2023 nt
Organism: Oldenlandia corymbosa var. corymbosa
Lineage: Eukaryota; Viridiplantae; Streptophyta; Magnoliopsida; Gentianales; Rubiaceae
Source: the annotation of a GenBank genome assembly
CAUCAAUCAUCACAUAUCAUUGUAAUUUGCUCUCUUUCUCCUGGCAAUUUAUUCUCAUUUCUCACCAAACUCGAAAAAUCAGCUCACGAAAUCAAAUCAAUAUGCAGAAGAACAGUAAAAGAUCGGCGUUGGUUGCUCGGCGAGCAUGGAGAUUCCUCCGUCUAGCUUUGCUGUGGGCUAGAAAAGGCGGCAUUUUGAAGAACAGGCUAAUGCUAGCUAAAGUACAGUUGAUCAAAACCAUCAAACAUCAUCAACACAACAAUUCAUCCGCCAUUGGAUACGGCGAAAGAGAGCUUUCUUUCGAUGAAACUCCAGUCAUACACUUGAAGAUGAGUCGGCCCUCUUCAUUGCGCUUCAAAAUGCCUAACAUCCCCUGCAUCAAUCCGGCCGCUUCUCCCAUCGUGGAUUUCCACUAUGAUUUUAGCCGACAGCCGGAAUCUUGGGAUGACUAUGAUGAUUAUGAGCAGCAGUACAAGGGAGAGGAUCAGGAGAUUGUGUACAGGAAGAGUUUCUUGAACAAUGAUGAUGAUGAUGAAGACAGCCCGGAGGACUAUGGGAAUGGUGGUGAAGAACAAGAAGAAGGUGGAAUCGAUAUGAAAGCGGAAGAAUUCAUAGCCAAAUUCUACCAACAAAUGAAGCUGCAAAGGCAAAUAUCGUAUUUGCAGUACACUGAGAUGAUCAAUAGAGGUGCAAGCUAAUUCAUCAGAUCAGAGGCCAAUGAUACACAUUAAUAUAUACAUACGAAUUUUCACUUCCUCCUUUUCUUCUCCAUACACAUAUAGAUUUUUGUAUACAUAGACAUCAUCAAAUACGGAGUUCUUGAUUUUGGAUUUAGAAGUAGGUCUUGCGGCAUUUUUCUUCUUCUUCUUGGAGAGCACAUUUACUUGUCCAUUCAAUAAAAGCAAAGUCCUCUUCUUUUGCCUUUUUAAGCAUUGUUUUUCCAGAUUGUAGAGUUUCAGGAAAGUGUAUUGAUUUCAGAGUCAGCUCAACAUCUAGAUUUGUAUAAUGGCCUAACAUUAGUUUGGAAACGCUAAGAACAUCUCAAAUUCUCAAAGAGAUUCUAAAUCAAACGAUUCAAAACAGUUUUAGUCCACAUAGUACCAUACCCGCCCGACCUAUUACCCAAAAACAUAACAGAAACAAACAACGUAGAACAGCUGUUAUAAACCAUAUCACAACCAAAACUUCUGUCGGGGCUACACAAGAAUUUUUUCCAUCAAACUUUCUUGAUGGCUAACAAAAUCAUCAGAACCAACAUUUGCUAAUUCCGAGUGUUUAAAACUAAGAUCAACCUAGAAAAGCUUUAAGGGUACCCCGGCACUUCAUUUAAUUGAAAUCUGCUAAUGCCACAGUUCUCCUCAAACAUCAAUUACAUGCUGACUUCACACCUGUAGAACCACCUUUCUUUGCAGCUUUGUCUCUAUAAGAUGAAUGUCCUUCUUGUUGAUAAUUGAAGGACGGUGAAACUGGAUACCUGAAGAGGAUGCUGCGAUGAGUCACCAGAAGUCUAAAAGGCUAAAAGCACUGUGAUGCAGUUGGAAUUAUAUGCGAGACAUAUGCUAUCAAAAUGACAAAAAUUGAGGCACAAGUCACAGGAAAGUACAAAACAUGUCUUGUCUGCUUAUAUUGCAUACGGAUAGUGAAAUAGAUAUGAUUUCGUACCAAGUCACAAAACUAAAUCCUCCUAUCAGACAACAAAACCGACUCACAUUAUAGAUCCUAUCUGUGGCAUAAUAUCAUACUCUGUGCAUGGAGAGAAAGGUAUUGACAAAUAUGUCUUAUUCUUUUUCUGCUCACACCGUUUUCCCAGGUGUUGCCCCGUCUAAGUUCAGAAAAAUAGUUAACCCAGCCCAAGCUCUUUUUACUUUCACCUGACAAGAGCUUCGCGAAUGGCCCGUUGUCUUGGAAGCAAAAUUUACUCAUCCAUCAAACUCUAGCCCGAGGUUUAAAUUGCAAAGUAAUAAACAUUUUAGCAUUUCCAGACAGAUGGCGAAGUGCCUUACCAAGCACAAACAGUAAGAAC